GAUCUCAUCUCUGUCUUCCCCCAAAAUUUUCAAAUCAGAGUCUCCCUCACUCGUAGCCUAGGGUUUUGCUGAUCUACAGCUUCUGCUUUCCUCGAGCAGAGUUGAAGAACAUUUCGCGGAGAAAUCCUAGUUCUCGUCUUCUUCUUUUGGGUUUCCCAUCCGAUAUCAGGGGAUAAUGGCGAUGGAGAUCACUCAAUUCCUGUUGGCUGCUCAGUCCGCUGAUGCAAGAGUCCGUACUGAUGCAGAGGGUAGUCUCAGGCAGUUCCAAGAGCAGAACUUGCCGCAGUUUCUUGUAUCCCUAUCGUUUGAGCUUGCCAACAGUGAAAAACCUGCUGAAUCUCGUCGAUUGGCUGGUAUUUUGCUAAAAAAUUCUCUGGAUGCCAAGGAUGCUGCAAUGAAAGAUCAUCUUGUGAAACAAUGGAUCACAAUAGACACUGCCAUUAAAUCCCAGAUCAAAGAUCUGUUAUUAAGAACUAUUGGCUCAUCUGCCCCAGAGGCCAGGCAUACUUCAGCACAGGUUAUCGCAAAAGUAGCUUCCAUUGAGAUUCCUCUCAAGCAGUGGCCUGAACUUAUUGGGUCACUGCUUAACAAUAUGACCCAGCAAGGUAGCCCUGCACCGUUGAAACAGUCUACCCUUGAGACUUUAGGGUACGUCUGUGAGGAAAUAUCACAUCAGGAUCUUGUGCAAGAUGAAGUGAAUUCUGUCCUUACUGCAGUUGUCCAGGGCAUGAACCAGUCUGAAAACAACGCAGAAGUUCGCCUCGCAGCAACGAGGGCGCUGUAUAAUGCCCUUGAGUUUGCGCAGACAAACUUUGAGAAUGAAAUGGAGAGGAAUUACAUCAUGAAGGUGGUCUGUGAGACAGCCUUGGCUAAGGAAGCAGAGAUCAGGCAGGCUGCUUUUGAGUGUCUUGUCUCGAUAGCAUCUACAUACUACGAGGUGCUGGAGCCAUACAUGGAAACGCUCUUUCAGCUUACAUCAAAUGCUGUAAAGGGGGAUGAAGAAAAUGUUGCUCUGCAAGCAAUUGAAUUUUGGAGCUCCAUCUGCGAUGAAGAGAUAGAGCUUCAGGAGUUUGACAAUCCUGAUAGUGGCGACUCUUCCCCUCCCCAUUCCAGUUUUAUUGAGAAGGCUCUUCCUCAUUUGGUUCCCAUGUUGCUAGAGACGUUGCUGAAGCAGGAAGAGGAUCAGGACCAAGGUGAUGAUGCAUGGAACAUAGCAAUGGCUGGUGGGACAUGUCUAGGUCUGGUUGCCAGAACAGUAGGAGAUGCUAUAGUCCCUCUUGUAAUGCCUUUUGUUGAAGAAAACAUAAGGAAGCCAAAUUGGCGAAGUCGAGAGGCUGCCACAUAUGCUUUUGGAUCAGUUAUUGAGGGUCCAACGGUAGAUAAGCUUGCACCUAUGGUAUCUGCAGGGCUGGAGUUUCUCCUCAGUGCCACAAAGGAUGAGAACAAUCAUGUCCGGGACACAACUGCUUGGACUUUGAGCCGUAUCUUUGAGUUCUUGCAUAGCCCGGCCAGCGGUUUCUCUGUCAUCUCACCUGAAAACCUGCCCAAAGUCAUGGCUGUGUUAGUGGAAGCAAUCAACGAUGUGCCGAAUGUUGCAGAGAAAGUCUGUGGUGCUGUAUACAACCUUGCUCAGGGCUAUGAAGAUGCCGGAGCAAGUUCCUCUCUUCUUUCUCCGUAUCUGACAGAGAUAAUCAAACAUCUGCUUGCAGCUGCCGAGCGUACAGAUGGAGCUGACUCUAAGCUAAGAUCUGCUGCAUACGAGACCUUGAACGAGGUUGUCAGAUGUUCAAACCUUGUCGAAUCCUCAAACAUUAUUGCACAGCUACUGCCUGUCAUCAUGACCAAAUUAGGCCAGACUAUGGAGCUUCAGGUAGUAUCAACGGAAGAUUGCGAGAAACAAGCAGAUAUUCAGGCUUCUCUCUGUGGUGUUCUCCAGGUGAUAAUCCAGAAGCUCAGCAGCACAGACGAGACAAAACCUGUCAUAAUGCAGAACGCAGAUCAGAUCAUGGUGCUGUUCCUCAGAGUGUUUGGAUGCCACCGUUCGAGCGUCCAUGAAGAAGCUAUGCUUGCUAUCGGUGCUCUUGCAUAUGCAACAGGGCCCGAGUUUGCAAAGUACAUGUCCGAGCUGUUCAAGUAUCUGCAGAUGGGUCUGCAGAAUUUCGAAGAAUACCAAGUAUGUGCGAUCACCGUAGGAGUUGUGGGUGACAUAUGUCGUGCUCUGGAUGACAAGAUCCUACCUUUCUGCGAUCAGAUCAUGGCCCUUUUGAUCCAGAAUCUUCAGAGCGAGGCCCUCCACAGAUCAGUGAAACCUCCAAUAUUCUCGUGCUUUGGAGACAUUGCUCUAGCAAUUGGUGCACAUUUUGAGAGGUAUGUUGCUCCUGCUCUACAGAUAAUGCAAGGGGCAGCUCAGGUAUGUGCACAGAUGGAUACGAGCGAUGAGGAGCUUAUGGAUUAUGCGAAUCAGCUAAGGAGAAGCAUAUUCGAGGCUUACUCCGGGAUACUUCAAGGGUUCAAGGAUGAGAAGGCCGAGCUCAUGUUGCCUUACGCCCAGCAUCUGUUGCAGUUCAUAGAACUCGUCUCCAGAGACGCCCAGAGAGACGAGAGCGUGACGAAAGCAGCAGUGGCGGCAAUGGGGGAUCUGGCGGAUGCUCUGGGCCACAACACCAAACCGCGGAGUUCCUGAGUGAGUGCCUUCAGUCCGAUGACGAACAGCUCAAGGAAACGGCUGGUUGGACUCAGGGUAUGAUCGGACGCGUCAUGGUCUCCUGAUUGAUGGAUCAACCACACGCAGUUGGUGAUGUUAUUUUUCCGGCUCGAGUAAUUUUUUUUUUAUAAAAAAAGGGUAUCUUUUAUUACAUUUGAUCAUCUGUCCGUCUUGAUUGUGGAUAGCCGGUUCGAUGUUACGAGUAAAAAAAAUGUUCUUAAAUUUUGGGGUACUGUUUUUUUUUUUUUUUUUUUUUUUUUUUUUGUUUUUUUUUUUUUUUUUUUUUUUUUUUUUUUUUUUUUUGAGAUUUGCAUUUAGUUGAAGCCGCUUUGGGAUAUAACUUGAUGUGGGGGCUUUGCUGCGUUUGUAGAAGGAAAAAAACACUCGUUUCUUCUUCUGUUUAAUGCAUCCAUUGUUCGGAUU
This is a messenger RNA of Tarenaya hassleriana, 3127 nucleotides long. RefSeq names its product importin subunit beta-1. NCBI's taxonomy places the organism in Eukaryota, Viridiplantae, Streptophyta, Magnoliopsida, Brassicales, Cleomaceae. Gene Ontology annotation, molecular function: small GTPase binding; nuclear import signal receptor activity. Bases 176 to 2683 code for a protein of 835 amino acids. The transcript has 3 exons. The record is from RefSeq and is a predicted model, not a curated record. Gene Ontology annotation, biological process: protein import into nucleus. Gene Ontology annotation, cellular component: nucleus; cytoplasm.